Molecule: messenger RNA, 2490 nt
Organism: Homalodisca vitripennis (glassy-winged sharpshooter)
Lineage: Eukaryota; Metazoa; Arthropoda; Insecta; Hemiptera; Cicadellidae
Product: probable cytochrome P450 6d5
Exons: 5
Coding region: 128-1732 (534 amino acids)
Molecular function (GO): monooxygenase activity; heme binding; iron ion binding
Source: RefSeq, a predicted model, not a curated record
AGAUAAGGCAGAGCGACAUAUUUAUUGAAUGCUGAACGUAAUUUGGAAUGCAUUCAUUCAUGUUCAUACCUGGACCGUGAAUCAAGGUGCACAUUAAUUUAUUUUGUAUUAAGGUACUGAGGUAAAGAUGGCUGUGGUCACCGGAUCUUUGCUGUCAGACAUUCUGUUAGCUGUUAUUCCUGCUCUGAGCCUUGUGUACUGGUACAUCACAAACAACAAUGAUUACUGGGACAAAAGAGGUGUGCCAAACGUCAAGAAAGGAUUAUUUUUGGGGGCCUUGUUGGGUGUUAAAUCAAAAGCAGAAACAGUGAAAGAGAUUUACAAUCAGUUUUCUGAGGAAAAGUUUGUGGGGCUCUUCCAAUUUAAAAAACCUGUACUUAUGGUACGUGAUCCAAUUUUAAUAAACAAGAUUUUGGUGAAAGAUUUCGUUCACUUUCAGGACAGAGGAUCACCAUCAUCUAAAAACGAUGUCUUCUUAAACAAUCUUUUUGGAUUGAGAGGUCGCAUAUGGCGGACAUUUCGUUACAAGUUGACACCUACCUUUACAACUGGUAAACUGAGAGGAAUGUUUGAACAGAUCACCAAAAGUGGGGACAAUCUGGUGAAGAACAUAGAAGAUAUUUCAUGUGUGAAGAGAGAAGAUGUGGAUUCAGCAAACGUUCUGUUUGGGUUCACUCUGGACGUUAUUUCCAGCUGCGCUUUUGGAGUCCAAUUCCAUCCAAAUAGUCCCGAGCAAAAAGAGUUCAAGAAGAUUGUAGAGAAAGUUUUCUCCGGCUCACUUUGGGGAUUUAUAAAAUUUACUAUUGUUUCAUUAACGCCAAAAAUAGGUAAAUUUUUCAACAUAGUGAUAUCGUCAAGUGAGGCUACAAAAUACUUUACGAACCUGACCCAGGCUACCACGAAAUAUCGCAAAGAAAAUAACAUUCGCAGGAACGACUACUUUCAACUGCUGUUAUCGCUCAAGGAGCAAGAAGACGGUGGAAAGGUCACGCCCCUGGUGGAACCUCACGUGUCUGAGGAAGAUGCAGUCAUUGACCAGAUGAUGUAUACGGAGGCUGACCAGGAAAUAGAUACCUCGAAGAAAUUGUUCACAGACGAAGCUAUCACUGCAAACACUGUUAUCUUCCUGACCGCCGGUUCGGAGACAGUGUCUCGCACAAUCGGCUUUGUUCUGUUCGAACUAUCGAGGCAUCCUGAGAUUCAGCAGAGGGUCCAGCAGGAGGUGGACUCUGUAUUGUCUAAGCACGGAAGGUGGUCCUUUGAGGUUCUCAAGGACAUGACGUACCUGGAUCAGGUCAUCCAAGAGUCGCAGAGGAUGCAUACUAUACUGCCCUCUCUAAUGCGAGAGUGCGUCCGCCCGUACAAGAUGCCGGAUUCGAACCUCACCAUAGAGAAGGGAACGCUGAUCCUUAUUCCAGUUGUUGGCCUACACAAUGAUCCCCAGUACUAUCCUGAUCCUUCCCAGUUCGACCCAGACAGAUUCAAGGACAACAAAUUCAAACCAAGUUCUACGUACUUACCCUUUGGAGAUGGACCAAGAAUAUGUAUUGCCAUGCGGUUUGCAGUGAUGGAAGUGAAGGCUUGUGUGGCCAAGAUUGUGUCUCAAUACUCUGUGAGACUCAGCAACAAGACCAAACUUCCUCUUCAGUAUGAAAUUCGUUCAUUUGUACCAAUAGUCAAAGGAGGAAUCCACCUUUCUUUUCAAAAGAGAUCACCAAACCCAGCGCUAUAAUCUAAUAUUAAUCACUCUAUAAUCUGCUAUAAUCGCCCAAACACUGGUAGUAUGUUACUUUUCUUAUAACAAACAAAUAUGAGAAAAAGUAUAUAAUCUUUACUAUCAUCAUAAUAUUUUAAGGAUUUACAAAUUAAAUUUAAUAAGUAUAAUUCUUAAAUAAUGUCAAAUAUAUAUUGAUAAUAAAUAAUUGUCAAAUAUAUUAAAUUGAAUUUUUGAAUAUGUUUGUUCAUCAAUGGUGCGAUAGCAAUAUUAAGAUAUGUGUUAAACAAAAACGUUCUUAAAGUAUUAAUAAUAAUGUUUGUAUUAAUUUACCAAAUAAACCUAAAACAUAAUUAAUGAUAACAUCUGUUUUGUUUAGAUAAUUACUAAAGAUUGUAUUCAAUACUAUAAUGAAACAAUGAACAAAAAUGUUACAAUGUUACAAUGAAUGCUGAACUGUGAUCAAGUAACGUCGAGCGUGGUUGCUGCUUGGUUGGGUGAUCGCUGAGCGAUCCUGUUCUUGCAAGCAGCCCGCCUGCCCGGCCAUUGGUGGAGGUUUAGAAGUCACCUUUAAGCUGUUGGUCCCCAGGUUAAGUGUUAGAGAGGGCUUCUUAGCUCCAAGUUCACCUGAUAAAAUAGGACAUCUUUACUUUACUUUACUUUUACUUUAAUGGCGUGAAAACAGUCAAUUUGUAUAACGAUACAUCAAAAUUGUUGUCAUAGCUUGAAAUAAUUCCUGUUAACUAUCUAAGAUGAAAUAAAGUAUUGUCCUUGAA